CCUUGCGAGACAGUCGCGCUGAUUUCAGGCGGAUCACUCCUGUCCUAACGAGUGUCCCAUUCUCUGCUCACUGCCUCCCUUCAUUCAAACACCAGCAAGGUUGGAUACACGUUAAAAGGAGCUGCUUUCCCGGGGCGACCAGUAUAUAUAUAUUUUUGUGGACCAGUACUUACUCUGCUGUCAAUGGGACCCUCCGUCGUGAUCCUUUUUUCUUUAUACAGCGUUCUCAUUGGGCAACCCAUAGAGCAGAGGUCAGUGGAGGAUUGCUGUAAGGAUGGAAAGGAGCGGGGUCAACAGAAACAGGACUGCACAGCUCUCCCCCUGAUCUCAGAGUCCACCACCUGCAGAGUAGCCCAGGAGCAGUGCUGUGUGGCGGUGCUGGAGGAUACCACCUGCACCAGCGGCAUCAACAUGGCGAAGGACCAGGGUGCCUGCGAGACGCUCCUCUCCCAGAGCCCCUGUGAGACCAAGACUGCCAAGAUGUGCUGUGACUGCUGCCUGCUGGGGAAGGCUGCUCAGGAGCUGGGGAUGGGCUGUGACAUCACCCUGUCCGUGGGGUACCAGUGUGGGCUGGUGUCCCGCGCCUGCUGCCUGGACGGCUUCCCCGAGGAACAGACCAAGGCCACUUCCGCUCCUGUUAAAGACGCCAAGUCACCCAGCGAUGGGGAGGACCCCCUCCUGAGUGACCAGUGCAAAGGAGCUGGGCAGUGUGCACAGCGUUGCCAGGGCAACGGCACCUGCAUCUGCUUCGAGGGGUACAAGCUGAAGCCGGACAGCCGCAGCUGUGAAGACAUUAAUGAGUGCCUGCUGGGGUCACACAGCUGCCGGCCGGGAGAGCGCUGCAUCAACACGGAUGGCUCGUACCGCUGCCAGCGCGAGGUCAGCUGCGGCACUGGGUAUGAGCUGACCGACAACAACAACUGCAAAGACAUCGAUGAGUGUGAGACGGGGACACACAACUGUGCGGCGGAGUUCGAGUGCCAGAACACGCUGGGCUCGUUCCGCUGCCGGCCGCGGGUGAAGUGUGGCGAGGGCUUCAUCCAAGACGCACUGGGCAAAUGCAUCGAUAUAAAUGAGUGUCUGAGCCAGACGGGGCCCUGCAAGCCCGGCCAGACCUGCAUCAACACUGUGGGCUCCUACACCUGCCACAAGAGCUCUGUCAACUGUGGGCGGGGCUAUCGCCUGAAUGAGGCCGGCACUCGCUGUGUGGAUGUGGAUGAGUGCAUGGGCACGGACGGGCCCUGCCAGGGACACACCUGCAUCAACCUGGUGGGGUCGUACCGCUGCGAGUGCCGCACUGGCUUCCUCUUCAACAGCAUCAGCAGGAUCUGCGAGGACAUUAACGAGUGCAGGCACUACCCUGGACGCCUCUGCGCACACAAGUGUGACAACGUGCUGGGGUCCUACCAGUGCAGCUGCAUGCCGGGCUUCAGGCUGGCCAGCGACGGCAGGAACUGUGAUGACGUGAAUGAGUGUGAGAGCAGUCCUUGCAGUCAGGAGUGUGCCAACGUGUACGGCUCCUACCAGUGCUACUGUCGCCGUGGAUACCAGCUCAGCGACGUGGAUGGGGUCACCUGCGAAGACAUCGACGAGUGCGCUCUGCCCACGGGGGGUCACAUCUGCUCCUACCGCUGCCACAACACCCCCGGCAGCUUCCACUGCACCUGUCCCUCCCCCGGGUACACCCUCGCCCCCAACGGACGCAGCUGCCAAGAUAUUGACGAGUGUGUGACAGGAACUCACAGCUGCUCGGAGGCGGAGUCCUGCUUUAAUGUGCAAGGGGGGUUCCGCUGCCUGGCUUUUGAGUGCCCCAACAAUUACCGCCGUUCCGGGGACGCUCGUUGCGAACGCUUGCCUUGCAAUCAGAGUAGUGAGUGCCUGGCCUUGCCUUUGAGAAUAACGCACUACCAGCUCACUUUCCCCACCAAUGUCCCCGUGCCCACCAGCAUCUUCCGCAUGGGCCCCUCAACCAUCGCCCCCGGCGACGACAUCCAGCUCGCCAUCAUCAGCGGCAACGAGGACGCCUUUUUCAGCACCCAGAGGCUGAGGUCUGGGGGCGUGGUCAUGGUGCAGAAGCCAAUCACAGAGCCCAGGGACUUCCUGCUUUCUGUGGAGCUCAAGCUGCUCCGCUAUGGGACUGUCAGCACCUACAUGGCCAAAAUCCGCAUCUUCGUCACCCACGACCCGUCCAGCAUCCCCAGCUACCUGUCCCCACUUUAAUCAGCUUCCCUGAGACACACUCCUGCCACUCUCCCUGCUUCUCAUGGGGUUUAUUAUUUUGUUAUUAGUGUUUGCUAGCCCUCAGAGAGACCACAGAUCCAAUAUUCAACACUGUGUUUAGUUUGAAAAUGGCCACUGGGUGGCGCCUUAGGGCAGUGUAAGACUUUGAGAUCACAUGAC
Megalops cyprinoides (Indo-Pacific tarpon) is the source of this 2400-nucleotide messenger RNA. Its product is annotated as fibulin-1-like. Lineage: Eukaryota; Metazoa; Chordata; Actinopteri; Elopiformes; Megalopidae. The transcript has 15 exons. The coding region runs from base 184 to 2220 and encodes 678 amino acids. Gene Ontology annotation, biological process: extracellular matrix organization. Gene Ontology annotation, cellular component: extracellular region. Gene Ontology annotation, molecular function: peptidase activator activity; calcium ion binding. The record is from RefSeq and is a predicted model, not a curated record.